AAAAAGGGUAAAUAAAAGCUCGGCUGCAGAACCUACUAACUCUCUAAACUAUUAAAUUUAUCUCUGCUUUCCCUCUGCACUAUAUUUGGUCUCAGCUGCAUAAACUAUUAAGUUUGUCCUUGCUUACCCUUUGAACAAUUUUCUAUCCUGUUGUGCCCCCUGCUGCACUACCAUCGUUCUCUAAUAAAACCAUUUAGACAAGUGGUAACUUAGUAUUGAAUUUGAUAGUUCAGGGUGUAAAAACGGAUAAAUUUUAUAGUUUAUGGGGGGAGGUGGGACCAAAAUAAUUCAAAAGAUAAGGAGGGAACAAAUUCAAUGGUUUAAAGGGCACGUAGGGACUAAAAAUAGUUACAAGCUAAAGAAGGGACUAUUAAUAGUUUAGAAGCCUAGAAGUUAAUAUUAGCAGACAGGGAUAAAUUGUCUAGGAGUUAUUCAGGUGCCCCAAAGUUCAGCGGGGUUUUGUGAAAUUUACCCCUAAUAUAAGACCCUGCUAGUUGUCCAUAGGUGAUAUUGUCAUGGCACCGCCAACUAUAAUCCUGCUAUCCCUGUGCCUAGCAAUCUCAUUGCCAGGCUCCCAACAGUCUCCUCCCGGGCCUGUAGUAAAAUGUAACUCCGGCAACACAACCUGUACUGUGACCAAUGCGUUUGGCACUUUCCCCGACCGAACCACCUGCCACGUGGCAGCCAUCGCCUACCCUACCAACGAGCAUGAGCUCCUCCUCACUGUCUCCGAUGCUUCUGCUAAGAAACAACACAUGAAAGUCGUCACCGCCUACUCCCACAGCAUCCCCAAGCUCUCGUGCCCUGGAGGGCCCAGCGGUGCUGGCCUCGUCAUCAGCACCGAGCAUCUGAACAAAGUGGUGAACGUUGAUACUGCAAAAAUGAGAAUGACUGUGGAGGCGGGGAUCAAGCUGAAGGAGCUUAUUGAUGCAGCAGCGAUGCAUGGGCUGGCACUGGAACAUUCUCCUUAUUGGCUUGGGGUGACCUUGGGAGGAUUGCUAGGUACCGGGGCCCAUGGGAGCUCGUUAGUUGGAAAGGGUGGGGCUGUGCAUGAGUAUGUUGUGGGGAUGAAACUGGUGGUCCCGAGUCGGAUUUUGGUUGAUGGGUACUAUGCAAGGGUUGUGAAAUUAGGGGAGGAUGAUGAUGACCUUUUGGCUGCUAAGGUUUCUCUCGGUGUGCUUGGCGUUAUAAGUCAGGUGACCCUCCAAUUGGAGCCAAUGUUCAAGCGCUCGAUCAGCUACCGGGUCACAGAAGACGCAGAUUUUGAGUACAGCAUAGCCUCGUAUGCUGAAACUACUUAUUAUGGUGAUAUUGGAUGGUAUCCCUCUCAAGGUAAGGUUGUGUAUCGUGAUGAUUUCAAGCUUCCAGUCUCAGCACCAGGCGAAGGCAUAAACGAUUUUGUAGCUUGUCAACCACAAACCCCAUCCUUGGCUAUAGCUGCCCGAUCUGCAGAAAACCAAUUGGAGGAAGAUGAACAUGCAAAGGGAAGAUGCUUAAGGGCAGAAGCAAAACUGAAAAAUCUUCUCACGACUGGUAUGGGAUUAAAGAGUAAAAACAACGGAGUCUUUAACUUCACAGGAUACCCUGUAACUGGAUACCAAAACGAUAUGCAAGCUUCAGGAUCAUGCUUGAAUAGCCCUGAAGACAACCUGGAAACAAUCUGCAUAUGGGAUCCUAGAAUUCCUGGAAUUCUCUACCAAGAAACUGCACUAAGCAUUCCUUUCUCUAACAUCACAAGCUUCAUCACGGAUGUAAAGAAGCUCCAUGAUAUCAACCCAGAAUCCCUCUGUGGACCUGAACUAUACUACGGAGGCAUACACCUGAGAUUCCUCAAGAGCUCCACAGCUUAUCUUGGUAAAGCCCACGACUCAGUUGAUAUAGACCUGACCUACUAUCGCCCUCGUGAUCCUAACCAGCCGAGAAUAUAUCAAGAUGCUAUCGAAGAGAUUGAGCAGAUGUUGGUGUUCAAAUACAAAGGGCUGCCUCAUUUUGGUAAGAAUAGGAAUGUUGGGUUCAUCGGAGUGAGGAACAAGUUGGGGGCACAGGGUAAUAAGUUUGUGAAUGUUAUGGAGAGGUAUGAUGAAGAGGGAAUGUUCUCUUCGGAGUGGACCGAUGGAGUUCUUGGAUUGAGAGAAAAGGAUGUGGUGAUAAUGAAGAAAGGUUGUGCACUUGAGGGGCUGUGUAUUUGUUUGAGUGAUGAACAUUGUGCUCCUGAUAAGGGUUACUACUGUCAGCCAGGGUUGGUGUAUGAGGAGGCUAGAGUUUGUAGGAAGGUGAGUAGGAUUGGCUGUGAAGAGAGAGAAGAGAUGCUUAGUUUAAAAUUGUAAUGACUAAUGUUGAUUAGGGAUUAGUCGGUGAGAUAUUCUGAAGAUUUAUAAUAAAAUUGAAGGAUUAUCAGAUAAAAGGAGAUCUAAUUUAAUCUAUA
Molecule: messenger RNA, 2425 nt
Organism: Asparagus officinalis (garden asparagus)
Lineage: Eukaryota; Viridiplantae; Streptophyta; Magnoliopsida; Asparagales; Asparagaceae
Product: probable L-gulonolactone oxidase 4
Exons: 4
Coding region: 516-2327 (603 amino acids)
Cellular component (GO): membrane
Molecular function (GO): D-arabinono-1,4-lactone oxidase activity; FAD binding
Source: RefSeq, a predicted model, not a curated record